AUGGCAAAGGCAUACACGCAGGAUGAUUUCGAUGAGUUAAUGGGAAAGGUUCAAAAGGUAGAUAUGCGCGUGGCAGAGUAUUUGGAAUCGGCUGGUAGAGACAAGUGGGCUAGAUUGUAUGCAUUUGUUAACCGAGGGUGGACAAUGACUUCUAACAUAGCAGAGUGCAUUAACCGACAUCUUCUAGCAGCUAGAGAACUGCCUAUAUAUGACUUUCUCAAAGAAGUUAGAAGGAUGUUUGGGAGAUGGAAUUACAAUAACCGGAGAAAUGGAACAUACACGUUCAGUACACUCGAUGAAAUCCCCUGCCCGCAUGCAUGGGCUGUCAUUAAAAAGAAAAAUCUGGUUGCUGAGGAUUAUUACUCUGAUUUGUUCAAACCGGAGACCGUGUUGAAGACAUAUGAUAUACCUGUGGAUCCUCUACCCGACGAGCGUGAAUGGAACAUUCCCAAAAACAUCUUGGAGGAUGUGGUUUUGCCACCAAGAUACAAGAGACCGCCUGGUAGGCCAAAGAAGAGGCGUGAUAAGCCUUUAAGUGAAUUGUUGUUUGGAAAGAGCAGACAUGCUUGCAGUACUUGUGGACAACUUGGGCACAACAGACGUUCAUGUAGUUUUGAGCCUAUGAGGAAGUGA
Lycium barbarum (goji berry) is the source of this 633-nucleotide messenger RNA. RefSeq lists its product as uncharacterized. The record is from RefSeq and is a predicted model, not a curated record. Gene Ontology annotation, molecular function: nucleic acid binding; zinc ion binding. Bases 1 to 633 code for a protein of 210 amino acids. The transcript has 2 exons. NCBI's taxonomy places the organism in Eukaryota, Viridiplantae, Streptophyta, Magnoliopsida, Solanales, Solanaceae.